Molecule: messenger RNA, 1475 nt
Organism: Saccoglossus kowalevskii
Lineage: Eukaryota; Metazoa; Hemichordata; Enteropneusta; Harrimaniidae
Product: leucine zipper transcription factor-like protein 1
Biological process (GO): negative regulation of protein localization to cilium
Cellular component (GO): cytoplasm
Source: RefSeq, a predicted model, not a curated record
ACAAUAUCGAAAUAGCGGAGUGCUACGCUGUAGUCGUAUUCUGUAUCUCCAUUGCAAGACUCAACACAGAGAAAGAUGGCAGAACUGGGUUUGAAUGAGCACCACCAUACAACUGUGUUGAAUUAUAUGCGGUUUUCAAGGUAUAAACGUGGACAGAAUCUUCGAGUUGUUGAUGGAUGUUUUGAGGAUCUUAAAGAUAGUAGGUUAACUGAAGAUACUUUUACUGUUGAUGAGGUGAGUGAGAUGCUAGAUGGAUUGGAAGCAGUUGUUAGAGGUGAAGUGGAAACUGAACUGAUAAACACUGCACAUACAAAUGUACUAUUGCUACGGCAACUUUUUCAACAAGCUGAAAAGUGGCAUCUUAAGCUGCAAACGGAUAUAUCAGAAUUAGAAAAUAGAGAAUUAAUUGAACUGAUUCAAGAUAUUGAAGAAAGAGAGUUCUCUGGAAAACCUUCUGGUAAGCCAACGUUUGACAUGAAAAAGUUGUCGCCUCUUGAGAGUGGAGGAGCUGAGUUACUUCAAAAUGAAAUUGAGAGACUGACUGAGGAGAAUGAGAAAUUGAAAGGAAGACUACGAUCUGCGGAAUUAGCGGCAACUGGUGUUCUUAAGGACAAAUCAGCAUUAGCUUCUGAUCUGGAAAGAGCCCAGGAUGAGAUGAGGGGACUUAGAGGAAGACAUGGUACUGAUAGAAGUGGUGAUAUCGCUGAACUCGAAGGUCAAAUGUCUAAUGUCAGAAUGCAAUUGGAGAAGAACUUACAUGACAGUUCAAAAACGCAAUCAGAGUUGAAAGAAGAUUUGACAAGUACCAAACAUCGGCUUCUGGAAAUUCAAGAACAAUUGGAAAUGGCUGAAAAGGAACUUGAAAGGAAAUUCAGUCAAACUGGAGCUUACAAGAACAUGAAGAAAAUGCUGGAGAAAAAGAAUGAAUUAAUUAAAGACCUUCGCAAGAGACUACGAAAAUAUGAGGAUGAUGAUUAAAGCAAUGUUUAUACUGUGAAUAUUUUGAUAAGUUUUUAAAUACUUACUAGUUGCAAUAGUACUGUAUAUUAAGAAGGCACAUCAAAUCAUAGCAUGAUAUAGAAAAUUGUUAUGAAACCUUUUCUUGCAAUCAUUUUCGAGCCAUCUAAUAGGCCAUAUGCAUGACCUCCAAAAGGUCACACAUCCUGGUACUUUCUGGGGGUACAAAUUCACCUUCAAUUCGAAUUUAAUUAUUUUCUCACAAAAAUGCAAGCAGUUAUCUUUGAAAUUCAAAAACAGUUAAACAUCGUAAAAAACGAUAUAUAUUAUUGGAAAUUCUUGCUGUGAUGAAACAAAAUAUCCCCUGAAAGUACCAGGAUGUGUGACCUUUAGAGGUCAUGCAUAAGGCCAAUGAAAAUUGGAUGUAGGUUACUUUUAAUGUACGGUCACUUGCUUAUUAGCUUAUGUGACCUCAAUGUUGAUUGAUUGAUAAAUAUAGCACACUAUUAAACUGAAUA